GACAUUUGAUGCAGGUUUAUUUUUCCUUUGCAGUAACAGUGAGAACAUGGAGCUGCCACUUUUGAUGUUUAUUGUGUAUCUGCUAUGGUUGAAAGAUUGUCACUGUGCACCUACUUGGAAGGACAAAAGUGCCAUGGGUGGAAACCUGAAGGGUUUUUCUGAGGCUGAAGAGAUAGAUGGAGAUGGAGAGGUGAAGAAGGCUUUGAUUGGCAUUAAACAGAUGAAAAUCAUGAUGGAGAGGAGAGGGGAAGAACAUACCAAACUAGUGAAAACCUUGAAGAAGUGCAAAGAAGAAAAGCAGGAGGCCCUGAAACUUAUGAAUGAAGUUCAAGAACAUCUGAAGAAGGAAGAAAGCUUAUGCCAGGUGUUUCUGGCAGAUUCCUGGGAUGAAUGCAGGGCUUGCCUGGAAAGUAACUGCAUGAGGUUUUAUGGCACCUGCCAACCUGCUUGGUCCUCUGUGAAAAAUACGGUGGAACAGUUCUUUAGGAAGAUCUAUCAGUUUUUAUUUCCUCUCCAGGAAAAUGGUGGAAGUUAUGUCCCUGUCAGCCAGGGGCUCACUGAGGAAGACACACAGGUGUCACACAUGGAGCAUGUGUUCAGCCAGCUGACUGAGGAUGUGACAGCUCUCUUCAACAGGAGCGUCUACAUCUUCAGACAGAUGCAGCGAGAAUUUGACCAGGGUUUUCAGUCAUAUUUCAUGUCUGAUGCUGACGUACCAGAGCCUUACUUUUUCCCAGCUUUGUUGGAAGAGCCAGCCAAAAAAGCAGAUGUUGGGCAAAGCUGGGCCAUUCCCAACGUCUUCCAGCUGCUCCAAAACUUCAGUCUCUCCAUUUAUGAUAGUAUCCGUGAAAAAAUCACCAAGACACUGUGUGCAACAGAGGAUUUACUGAAACAAGACAAAGACUCCAACCAGGGAGGCCCAAUUUCAAAGAUAUUACCUGAGCAGAACAGAGGCUUGUGUGGGGACCUUGGUCAGAAUUUGUCUGGAUGCUUCAAUUUUAGCAAAAGAUGCCAAAAAUGCCAGGAUUAUCUAUCUGAAGACUGUCCUGCUGUGCCAGAACUACACAUAGAACUCAAUGAAGCCCUUAGACUGGUCAAUAUAUCCAAUCAGCAGUACGACCAGAUCAUGCAGAUGACCCAGUAUCACUUGGAAGGCACCACGUAUCUAAUGGAGAAGAUGCGAGAGCAGUUCGGCUGGGUUUCUGAACUGGCAAACCAGUCCUCAGGAGCUGAGAAUGUCUUUAAUCCAAUAAAAGUAGCUCCAAGUGUUCAUGAAGGAAAUUCUUCCAACCAAGAUGCAAGCCGUCUGCCUGCCCCUCAUUUCACACUCAGGAGUCCUCUUGACCAGGGUGCUGACGACUCUAACUUCACUGAUUACAUGGCAGAGAAGGCUCUUCAGUACUUUAGGGAACACUUUAAAACUUUGUAA
Messenger RNA from Heterocephalus glaber (naked mole-rat), 1429 nucleotides. Lineage: Eukaryota; Metazoa; Chordata; Mammalia; Rodentia; Bathyergidae. The record is from RefSeq and is a predicted model, not a curated record.